AAUAUUAUUUAUUUUAGAGUGUAGACUGUAGUCAAUAAAUAGUGUCUUUAAAAUUUUCUUCAGAUUAUGCUCGUCUCGUCAGACUAAACUCGAAAAAAAGUAAAUUACAAUAGAGUUUAGUUUAGUUAUGGUAAAAUCGCGUUAUGUUAAGUGAAAACUGGAGCUUCAAUCUGUACAUAGGUCAUUGGAUUUUUGAUCAAUGAAUUUCUUUGUAAUUUUAAUCUAAUAAAGUUAUUGCAAACUCUAUUGUCUUUAAACGAUAUGGUAGUCCAUAAGAUUCCUAUUAAGCAUGAUGAUCCUCAAAUACAUAUAAUUCCACCACAAUCGACAGAUAUUCAAAGAGCUUCGAAACCAGUACCCCUUGUGCGACAAGCACCCGUGUUUGAUUUAGAAGUGAUUACAAGUGACAACUUUGUACCAUGGAAAAACACGUUUAAUAUGCGUCAAGUAACACUAGCUAAUAUAAUUGACGUGGCUAAUGGUAAUGAUAAAGUGUCUACAAAAGCAUCUAAGAUGAGAGCAAAAAAUUUGGUCAAUGCUGCCAAAUCUUUAGAUUUGCUGAGACAAAAUUUGCAGAGCUCGAUCAAUAAAGAAAUUGAUGAUAUCAUUAGGAAAUAUCUAACUACAUAUUUUGGAAUGGCAAUUGACAACGUCAAAAACAAUUUGGGCUCAAACAGUAUGACUGAAGAUCAUGUAAGAGAAGUUUGCCGGACUAUGUUAGAUGAAGCGAAACUCAUGUAUUCUAACCCGCCUUUAUCAGGUAGUAACUCACCGUUCAAUACCGCACAAACUACUGAUAUGCUAAUUGAAUCUCGAUUCGCCAAACCACAUUCCGAUGAUCGAUCUCCAUUGAAACGUAAAGAACAAGAACUCGAAGACAAUCUUUCUCCUACCUUAGAACAAAAGUCUACGCAACCUCCUUUGGCAAAAUAUCAAAGAUUUCAUUCGGCUUGGGAUCCUUCAAAAAUUCAUUCCCAAACACUUUUUGUUUUAGCUACAAGAACAAUUAAGAAAGGUGGACGUGUCUGUAACAAACAUCCUGAACUAUUUCAAUAUACUAUCGACUUAGAAGACCGCGAUUGGUUAAUAAAGCAAAAGUUAUUUAAUUUGCCACCACCUUCGCCAUCAAAUUCUGUAUCUUUACUGCUUUUGGAAGAUGUACAGUACUUAUUAAACAAUGGCAAUCACAAGAAUAAUUCUCAUGACCUUAGGGGCUUUGAAUUACCAGAGUUCAUGUUGAAUAAAGUACGUUCAACAAUGAUUUUGAAGAAACCUGCAGACAUUCAGUCUCCACCACAGCAAAUUGUUGUUAAAAUGGAAAAUACUGAAAUUGAAGAACAAACGGCUUGUAGUAUAACUUUAAACGAAAAUGCUAAUCCAUCUAUCAGGCAAUCAUCAGGUCAUUCAGAAUCAAGCAGUAUAAUUAUAUCAGGAACAUCUACGACGCUGGCAGAAGCGUUAAACAUGCUCGAGUAUGGUGAAAGAUUGCCUCAACACAAUGAAAUUUCACAUUCAUCGUCAAACAAUAACACAGGUUUGGCCACCACACAUUCCACACUUACCGCGCUGUUGGCUGCAGAAAACAAUUUUAUGCCCAACAGCGGCAAUGGUAUUCAAUCCAGAAAUAACGUCACACAGUUUGGGAUGUAAAUUUGUUUUUAAUUAUAAUUUAUUACGAUCCACUCUAGUCAUUUUUCUGCUGGUUUGUUAAUUCACUGUUUAAUUAAACUACAAAUGUACGGACAUUUUAAGCUGUAUUUUUUAGUUACUGUAAAAAAAAAAAUGUAUUUAUGAUUUGUUCAUAAGUAUACGUAUAUCAAUUACGAUACAUAAUUUAUUAUUAUAAUCUUAUUUAUAUUUUUGUUGUGUAAUUGUUUUUGAUUAGAAAUGCACUAAAAUUUAUAGCAUAUAAUGUCACGAGAAUAUGAUUACCUACAUUUUUGUUAUAACAAUAUUCCAUGGAAAAAGGUACCUUAUCUUCUCAGAGCAAAUUGUUCAGGAGAGCCAAAACUAACUUUUUACUGACUAACUAUUUAGAAGUUCCAACUUAAAAACUUCAUAACUUUUGAACAGAUCGAGAUAUCACUGUGAUCAUUGUAAUCAGCAGCUAAUCGUCAACAACAAAAUUCAACCUCGAUUUUGAAAAAUGGAAGAUGAGGUACCUUUUCCUAUGGAUGGAGUCACAUAUAACGAUAAACAAUACUUGUUUUAGUCAUUUUAGUAAUAAAUAUAAAUAUAUAUAUAUAUAUAUAGGUACAGAUAUUACAC
This is a messenger RNA of Adelges cooleyi (spruce gall adelgid), 2268 nucleotides long. Its product is annotated as deoxynucleotidyltransferase terminal-interacting protein 1. The transcript has 8 exons. The coding region runs from base 262 to 1650 and encodes 462 amino acids. The record is from RefSeq and is a predicted model, not a curated record. NCBI's taxonomy places the organism in Eukaryota, Metazoa, Arthropoda, Insecta, Hemiptera, Adelgidae. Gene Ontology annotation, cellular component: nucleus. Gene Ontology annotation, molecular function: DNA binding; nucleosome binding.